AUGGACUUCACACGGGAAGGUACGUCGAUUGAUAUUGACGUAAAUUCAGUCGGAAACCAUUAUAACUCCCCGGGCCCUAUGGAUCUUAAACCUAUAAUACACAAUGCAAAGUUGCAACUUAGUGAGCUAUCGGAACUUUAUAAGAAAUACCUUCUUUACAAAAGCGAUCCAGUUCAGAGUGCUAUAUAUGAAUUUAGCUGGGAUAAAUGCCUAGAGAAAUUAAAUGAAUACGUGGUUCAGAUAAAACGGCUUGGCUCCGAUUUUGAGAUUCCAUCAGAAUUAAGGAAUUCAAAGCUUUCAACAUUUGUCAAGAAACAUAGCAAUUUCAAGUCAUUAGAUCUUAUAAGUAUUAAUAACUCGAACAUAACCUCUCAGGAUGUCUCGCAACUUCCUAUGCCUGAUCAACUUAAGUAUUUUGGUGGCGUUGGGACGGCUUUAAAUCAUAAUGACUUGUCUUCCCGUGGCAAUAUUGUCUCUAUCAAUAAUGUAAAUGACAAUAAGGUUAACUAUAAUAUAUCAUUGCCAGACCUAAUGAUAUUGGAUGAAAAUGAUAUACCCUCUGUAAAACAUAGCACUUCACAGUCCUCCAAAAAAUCCAAAAAAUCUUGUGCAAAACUGACCAACAAUCAAUAUUUAACUAAUCAAUGCAUUCAGCCCCGAAUUCAUAGCGGACCGGUAAAAAAUAAAGCGUGUAUUGUCCCGAUGAAACGUUCUGCUCCCACUGUAUUGCAACGCUAUACAUUUGUACAUACAAAAUCGCCAUCACAACGAUUGGAUAAAAAAUUUCGAGGGGAAAAAUAUCAAAGUCAGAUAGAAUCAUUUGAUGAGGAUAAAAAUAUUUUACUUGAACACUUUGAUAGCGGGAGCAUAUCGAAUCCAAUAUCUCUCAUUUCGAGCGAUGAGGAGGAUGAUGUUUUGACGAUUAGUCCACCUACUCGUACAGUAGCUAAACAAGAAGUAGCCCAGCCGCUUGCUAUUGAGAGUCAUAAAAGAAUCGAUUUCUCAAAUUCAGAAGAACAAGAAUUAGAUACGGUUACGAACUCGCAGAAAAUCGAAAAUCAGAACCUAUCAACACAAAAGAUACAGAAAUCAACUCAGACACCAAGAUUAGAAGUACAAUCAGUAUCUCUCCAGGAUAUUGAAGUUAAAGCGCUUUAUUUUAAACAUGACAAAGAACAAGACAUUGCAAAAAAGUUACUCUUUGAAAAACGUGAUUACAAGAUUAAAAUGGCAAUGGAACAAGAAGUUAAUUUGGACGAUACAUUAUAUGAUAUUGAUAACACCGUGACAGUCAUUUCUUAUAUGGCUUUAAACAUAUCAGAUGAGCCCAAGACUUUUUCUUCAGCGGAGUCUCGGGUUGUUCAUAGAUUAAAUCAAUUGAAAUCUUACAAUUUCAAAUGUGGAAGCGGCGAUGUGAAUGAAAUUGCCUUGAAUUAUCCCGAUUAUAACUCCCCUGGAAAUUUACAAUUUCUUGAUAUUAAACAGGGGGCAGUUUAUAAUCUUUGGGGCCAUAUUGAACGGGAUAUGAGUUCAAAGCUAGAUGUUUGGACUACGGUAACAGAUGUUAAAUUUUCACCGGAUGGAAAGUUUAUUUUUUCAGCAUCUACUGAUGCAUCUAUUAAGGUUUGGCAAACUGGUGAUGCAAAAUUUUAUUUAAAGCCUUUUAAUACAAAAGUUUGCCAGUCGAAAAUACAUCGAAUAUCAGUAUGUAAUAAACCAACUUAUGGAACAAAAUAUCAAUUUGCAUCAUGCGAAGAUUCUGGGUUGGUUCAAGUUCACUUCAUAAGAAGUGAUAAAAAACAAGCAUUUACUAUGGUAUCACAAGAAUUUAUUGAGGAAGAGUGUAAGAGAGUGUCAAGUGAUGUUAAUUUUAUUUCAAGUCAUAAAGUUAUUGCAGGAUAUAAUGGUAGUUCAAAUGAUUAUACUGGAGUAGUUAAAGUUUGGGAUAUAAAUAGCAGAAAGAAGGCGUGCUAUAAUAAACAAUCAAUUUCUGGUAGUGUUAGUUGUUUAGAUGUUUCACACGAUGAAAAAUGGAUUACAUGUGGAACUACUGCAGAAUUCGAAGAAGGGGAUGGCUCUAUGCAUAUAUGGGAUAUGUUGUCUCAAACUACUUUAUGUGCACUUACUGGUGAAAAGGAUAUAAAUGUUAUAUCAAUUUCGCCUAAUGAUCAAUAUAUUGCACUUGGUGGGGUGAUGAACACUGUGUACGUAUAUGAUAAACGAUAUUUAAAGCAAAGUCUUCAUGUGUUAAGACAUGAAAAUCCAGAUGAUGGUUUACCACAUGAUGGAAUCAUGUCAUUGCAAUGGAUUUUUGAUAGUAACAUGCUUGCUAGUGCAGGAAACGAUAAUUGUGUAAAAAUAUGGGAUGUUUCAUUAACGUCGGGCAACAACAUGAUUCACCAGUUUUCACAUCAUGAUAACUUGAGUUUGAUGACUGUCGGAGUAUCUUCGGGGAAAGUGUAUGUUUAUUCAUCAGAUGAAACAUUUAUUCAAGCAG
Dentiscutata erythropus is the source of this 2497-nucleotide messenger RNA. NCBI's taxonomy places the organism in Eukaryota, Fungi, Glomeromycota, Glomeromycetes, Diversisporales, Gigasporaceae. The record is from the annotation of a GenBank genome assembly.